Molecule: messenger RNA, 2042 nt
Organism: Trichoderma citrinoviride
Lineage: Eukaryota; Fungi; Ascomycota; Sordariomycetes; Hypocreales; Hypocreaceae
Product: FYVE-domain-containing protein
Exons: 3
Coding region: 15-2042 (675 amino acids)
Biological process (GO): DNA repair
Molecular function (GO): metal ion binding; DNA binding
Source: RefSeq, a predicted model, not a curated record
CCAUCAACACCACCAUGUCUGGACGCAGGCUCGGCGGCGGCAGGAUCCUGGGCAGCGGCAAGGGCCUUGGCCCGACCCCUCCGCCGGUUCCUCGAUCUUCCAGUCCCUUCGCCCCCUCCGAGAGCACCGUUUCCGUCGCCUCCUCCUCGAUCUCGCCGCCUGCCAGCGGCAGCCUGGCCGACCUGGCCGACCUGACCCAGGACAUAGGCUCCAGCAUCAGCGUCGGGACACAGCCCAAGGGCAGCGCAGCCGAUGCGUCGAGCCUCGUGUGUCCUAUCUGCAGCGAGGAGAUGGUCACGCUGCUGCAGCUCAACCGCCACAUCGACGACACCCACCAGGAACUCCCGGUCGAGGAGCAAAACGAGGUCAAGACAUGGUUCGACAAGCAGGUCCUCAAGGCGAAGCGCUUCCAGCCGCUGUCCAUGAUCAACCUGAAGCUGCGCGGCCUCGAAGUCUUUGAGUCCAACGAUUCCCAUCCUGUCGUUCCGCCGACAGCCACCAGCUCCGCCGGCAAGCUCCCCAUAGAAGCGCCCAUCGACCCGGAGGAGUUUAUAACGAGGAGUCAUUGGCAGCGCUCGACGGGCUACGAUGUAUGUACGGAUCCCACUUGCGGAAAGGGGCUGGGGCCGUUGAAUGGAAGCGUCAACUGCCGGAAAUGCGGGCGCCUCUUUUGCGAGCAGCACACCAUGUACCAGAUGAAGCUCAGCCGGAGUGCGAGCCACGAGCCAGUUCGCGGGAUCUGGGCAAGAGUAUGCGAGACGUGCUACAAGUCGAGGGAAGGAUACAACGACCACACUGGGGCCUCGGUCGACCAUACCGACAUGUUCAAGGCCGUCAGAAGAAAAAAGGUCGAGAGACACACCUUGGAGGUGACGCGACUCGAGAAACGGUUGACCAAACUGACGAGGUUGCUCGCAAACUCGCCCGAGGCGCUUGCCAACACGUCAAACGGGUCUCUGCUGGGCCCUGUCCAAUCUUUGACUGGGCAAAAGAAUACCCGGAAACUGAUCGAGCAGUCUGUGGUGACGUGGGAAGAGGAUGACAAGGUGCCCGAGUGCCCCUUUUGCCACCAGGAAUUCCGCUCUUGGACAUUUAGGCGGCAUCACUGCCGGAUAUGUGGCCGCGUAGUGUGCGGAGACCCCCAGACUGGCUGCUCGUCCGAAGUCAGUCUCAGCAUCGCUGGACCAACCGGCCCUGGCGCAGAGAAGCCGCCUUCUGCAACUGGUAACGGCCAUAUUGCCGUGGACAUACGGAUGUGCAAGGACUGCAACGACACCAUCUUCUCUGCCCGCGACUUUGCAGCGUCCUUGGCCUAUAGACCGCCAGACCAGCGAGCAUAUGAGACGCUUCGGCAGUUUGAACGAGGCAUACGGCAGCUUCUACCGAGUUUUCACAGGGCCCUCGUGGCCUUGCAACCAGAGGUGAAGGAGAAUGGGGAGAUUGACCUCAACAAGCCUCCGCCCACACACGCGCAAAUUCAGGAAGCGAGCAAGAUACGGAAACGUCUAAUCGACAGCUUCACCAAGUACGGGUCUGCCGCCAGAAGGCUGCGCGACUUGAAGGCAGAUAAUCCGACCCAGCAGAGGCUGCAGCUCGCAGUGUAUGCUUAUGCGAGCUCAUUCCUACACACCAACAUGCUGCCGCUGAAAAACAUUCCGCAAAUGCUGCGGCAUCGAUCUACGCCGUCAUCGUCCUCGUCACACUCGCAUCUCCUUCCCUCGACCAAUCAUUCGACGUCCAGCCUGCGGCAUUCGGAGCUUGCCGAGUCUGAUAUUGCUUCUCAAGCGCCUAGCGAGGCGAGCACGGUGGUUAGCCUAUUGGAGACGGAAGAAAAGGAUUUGAAAGAGCGGCUUGCCGUGCUCGAGGAACAAAAGUUUAUGGUCGAGGAAAUGGUCAAGUCGGCCACUGGAGCCAGGAGGUUCGAAGAAGUCAGCGCCCUGUCGAGGAAUCUGGAUGAGCUGAAUGGCGAGAUUCAGGGGCUGAGGAAGAGGAUUGGGGAUGUGGAGAAGAAGUGGGAGGUGGCUUAUCGGAACGGUUCCUAG